GCGGACUUUUCUGGGGGUGAUAUCCAAGUUGAAUUCGGCCCUCCAGUACAGAACGACCCUGUGGCACGGAUCGACCCUGAGCGCGCGGACUUUUCUGAGGGGGAUAUCCAGAAUGCGUUAGACGCUCGAGUACAGAACGACGCUCGAGUACAGAACGAACCUGAGAGCGCGGACUUUUCUGAGGGGGAUAUCCGAGUUGAAUUCGGCCCUCGAGUACAGAACGAUACUGCGGCACGGAUCGACCCUGAGAGCGCG
This is a messenger RNA of Penicillium egyptiacum, 255 nucleotides long. The record is from the annotation of a GenBank genome assembly. NCBI's taxonomy places the organism in Eukaryota, Fungi, Ascomycota, Eurotiomycetes, Eurotiales, Aspergillaceae.